AUGGCGAGCGAAUUUGGAACAGAUGGCAGGUAUGCAGGGGAGGAGGAAGAGGAAGAGGAGGAGCCACCGAGGAUGAUGACCCACACCAUGCGGGAGCGCCUGUCGGAGAAAAACGGUCCCCAUAAGACGGUGUUCGGGGUCCUUUCGAACAAGAAGUACGAGGCGGACAUGCGCUUCUACCACACCAGCUCCCAGCCGCAAUACAAGACGGGUGGAAAGUACCAAGGGGAAUGGCAGGACAACAUGAAGCAUGGCUAUGGCACUCGCUCUUGGGUCAACGGCAACAAGUACGAGGGGGAAUGGGAACGUGACCGGAGGCACGGCAAAGGCACCUACUGGGUAAACGAAUCCGAUGACCAGCGAGAUGGAUUGGGCGUCUUCUUCUACGCAGAUGGGGGAAGGUACGAGGGGGGCUGGGUGGCAAACCGCCGCAGCGGCCAGGGAAGAUUGUCUUUCGCCAAUGGAGAGGUAUAUGACGGCGGGUGGCUGGACGGGCAGAGGAGCGGGACCGGGUCGUUGCGCCUCCCUGGAGGAGAUAUCUUCGAGGGCCUCUGGCUGAAGGACAAGAAGGAAGGUCCCGGACGAUAUCUGUACAUGUCGACCCGCAAAGUCUACGAGGGGGAGUGGGUCGAAGGGACGCCAAAGUGCGGGGAAUAUCAAGACAUGCCCGCGGCGCUCGUGGACCGCUCCGUACCGGACGGCAGCUUCCCGCUGCCGGAGCUGACCCUCAAGCGCUCCAGCGCCGUGCUGAACGAGGCCGUGGCGGUCAUCCGGAACGAGCGGGCCAAACGCCACAGCCAGCCUGGCAGGGUGUUCACUACCGAUGAGAUGGACACCCUCCGCGAGAGCUUCGCGACGUUCGAUCAGUCCGGAGAGGGCCUGGUCUCUGUCUUGGCGCUCGUGGACAUUUUGGAGCACGCCGGGAUUACCGAUAUCGAACCCGAAGAGGUUCACGCACUUCUGGAGGAGCUGCAAGCGGAUCCAGACACGGCCAUUUCCUUGCCGGAGAUGACGGAGAUCGUCGCCCUUCUUCUGGCCUGAAUUGAAAUCCGCAUCGACUUCCGAGCGAGCCGUGCAAGAGAAGCCAACGAUGUUUUUUUUCGGUUUGAUAGCUUGUUUCAGAAUUUUGAUGGCUUGUUUCAGAAGUGCGGCACAAAAAUCUACUGGAACUAAUCUGAAGGAGCAAAAAAUAUAUUUUAUUACCCCCGCCCUCGACCACGAACAACAUCCAGCGGCGUGUAAUCUCUAACAACAUAAAUAUAUUGACCGGUUGGUGGAACCUAUACCGCAUGCAUGCCUCGUCACCACUACACAAAACGCAUUUUCUUCGCCAUCAUCACCCACAAACUCCAACGUUCGUUUCGUAACCCCACAAUCUAGACUCGUGCUUAUCGCAACACAAAAGGAAAAAAAGCUCGUGGAUCGGGAAGAGGGAUACUGCCAUCAACACCAUGACUGCACCUUGCAACACACAAGAUGGAAGAAAACAAGAUCAUCAUGCGCGCGCAACAAACAAGGCGAAACCGUUGCGAUUCCGCGCCCAGCGGGCCGGAUACGUUCUACCAACACACGACAUGACUCGGUUGGCGAGCAUCGACAAAAAAAAACGUGUCCGCAGGGGCGGUGGGGUUGUUCUUUCACCGCCAUCCCCUUUUCGUGCGCUUGAUUUCCAUCAUCUCCCUGGUUGCUCAACCUUGGCACCACGGCGGCCGAAAACAGGCACAUCUCUACGAGUGCUCCCCGCGAGGGACAUGAAACACAAGCAUACCCCUCAUCGAUGGACCGGUACCUCCUACACAAACGAAAAUGAUCCCUUCUUCAGCAGCCGGCCUCUCUACUUAAGCUAAACCUCGGGGGGGGGGGGGGCAGGGAAGUCUUCUC
Molecule: messenger RNA, 1881 nt
Organism: Ectocarpus siliculosus
Lineage: Eukaryota; Phaeophyceae; Ectocarpales; Ectocarpaceae
Source: the annotation of a GenBank genome assembly